ACCUCCUAGAAUCAGCAUCACUUGGGAAACAAGGUUCCGAGGUUCAGCACUAUGUAAAAAUUGCAACAAUUAAGACUAAUUCUGAAAUUGAUUUUAAAUAAGGCUGCAGCAGGGUGAAACAUUUGAAUUAUGUCAAAAAUUUCACUUUUAAUCAUCUCAUUAUGCAUUUCCAACUCAUUUUCAAUGGCUCCAUUGAGCUUCGAGGCUAACCCGGAUACUAAACGACUGUAUGAUGAUUUGUUGAGCAACUACAACCGCUUAAUCAGGCCGGUUGUGAACAAUACGGAAACAUUAACCGUCUGGUUGGGUCUGAAGCUAUCGCAAUUGAUAGAGGUUAAUCUUCGAAAUCAGGUUAUGACCACCAAUUUAUGGGUGAAACAGCGUUGGUUUGAUUACAAAUUGCGUUGGGAUCCGGAGGAAUAUGGCGGUGUUGAGCAACUCUAUGUGCCAUCUGAACAUAUAUGGGUUCCGGAUAUUGUACUCUACAAUAAUUGGGACGGCAAUUAUGAGGUAACGCUGAUGACCAAGGCUACCUUAAAGUACACAGGGGAGGUGUUUUGGGAACCACCAGCAAUUUAUAAGUCGUCAUGCGAAAUGAAUGUCGAAUAUUUUCCCUAUGACGAACAGAUUUGCUUUAUGAAAUUCGGCUCAUGGACAUACAAUGGUGCUCAAGUGGAUUUGAAACAUCUAGACCAGGUUCCUGGAAGCAAUCUAGUGCAAAUUGGAAUUGAUCUAAGCGAAUUUUAUUUAUCUGUGGAAUGGGAUAUCCUGGAAGUUCCUGCAACUAAGAAUGAGGAAUAUUAUCCCGAUACUAGAGAACCAUUUUCUGACAUUACAUUUAAGCUAACAAUGCGCCGCAAAACCCUAUUCUACACGGUCAACCUGAUAAUUCCAUGUGUAGCUCUAACAUUCCUCACGGUGCUGGUCUUCUAUUUGCCCAGCGACUCUGGCGAAAAGGUUACGUUAUGUAUUUCUAUUCUUGUGUCUUUGACUGUGUUCUUCUUGCUGUUGGCCGAAAUUAUACCGCCAACAUCGUUGGCUGUACCACUGCUUGGCAAAUACCUCCUAUUUACAAUGAUCUUGGUGUCGUUGUCUGUCUGGACAACGGUCUGUGUCUUGAAUAUCCAUUUCCGGUCACCCUCCACCCACAACAUGUCACCAUGGGUACGUACCGUCUUUAUAACGUUCAUGCCCAAAAUAAUGUUUAUGCAACGAUCGCCGAUCGAAAUGCCCGACUUUAAUAACUAUCCGGAAUACAACGGAUACACCAACGAGAUCGAUGUGAGAGACAGCAUCAGCGACUAUCCGUGUGAGUUUAAAGACGGCCAAGAUGCCACCUAUGACAACGGUGUUCAGCCAUCGAUAGAUUCGGAUAAUGUAAUACCACGACGAUUAACACCAGAAGUUUUGCAGGCAUUGCGCGCAGUCCGUUUCAUAGCCCAACACAUUAAGGAUGCAGACAAGGAUAACGAGAUUAUUGAGGAUUGGAAAUUCGUUUCCAUGGUCUUGGAUCGAUUCUUUUUAUGGACAUUUACGUUGUCAUGUAUCUUCGGGACGUUUGCCAUUAUCUGCCAAUCACCAUCGCUCUACGACACACGUCUGCCAAUCGACCGUCAGCUGAGCGAGAUACCGCUGAGGAAGAAUAAUUUUAUGUUGCCGCCGGACAUAGUGCGUCAAACCGUUAAUUAAAUUUUAAGUCUCCAAACGUCAACAAACACACACACACUCACACACAGACCCAAUGUGAUUGUCAGAUUAUCAGAUUGGAAUGAUGUGUGCUGGGGGAGCACUUUGGUUGUAAUCGAAAAAUGAACUGCACGAAGAUUCGAAAAGCCGUUCAAAUAUUGUGACAUCAGCAUUAAAAAAUGUAACCAUGGCAGUACGAUUCUAUUCCUGUAACAAUCUUGGCUCGAAGUACACGAAUAAAUGACAAAAACAACAGUAAAAAGAACAAGAACAAGCACAACGAUGCCGAUGAGACAUUUGACAUAAACUCGAAUGUUCCCGCUUGCUAAUAAAAUAGUGAAUUUACACACAUAGAACACUCAAACACACACACACACACACAAAAGUUUAUUAUAGAAGUACGUAAAUACCUAUUAUUAAGUAAAUCUGUGAAUGUAUGUCUCUGCGAUGUUGCGAUGUAUAUUAGGUUGUAACGAAUAGGGAAAAGCAAACACACCCACACACACACACACAUAUUGACAGUGACUUCAUUCAAAUGUUACAACAUUAAGCUCGAAAGACUACUGAGAGAAUUAUUUCAAAUGCAAGACACCGAAUUGAAAAUAAACCGGCUGUCACUGCGUGAAAUACCAUCAAACGGAAUUCCAGUUCGAACCAUUGGAUAAAAAAUUCAAAUCGCAAAACCCACGAGUUUCAUCCCCCUUGCUUUAUGCGCUACAGCCUAAUAUACACAAUUAACAACUACAACAACAACAAUCACACAUGUAGUUAAGGCUCUGAGCUAUUAACAAAAACGAAUGAAACAUUUUCCAUUGUUCAACUUCUUUGCAUUGAAUAAAAGUUAAAUAAUAGAAAGCUAACAAUUGUGAAUUGAAAACAAUUUAA
This is a messenger RNA of Musca domestica (house fly), 2571 nucleotides long. RefSeq names its product acetylcholine receptor subunit beta-like 2 (gene nAChRbeta2). Lineage: Eukaryota; Metazoa; Arthropoda; Insecta; Diptera; Muscidae. Gene Ontology annotation, molecular function: acetylcholine-gated monoatomic cation-selective channel activity; transmembrane signaling receptor activity. The record is from RefSeq and is a predicted model, not a curated record. Gene Ontology annotation, biological process: signal transduction; regulation of membrane potential; monoatomic ion transmembrane transport. The coding region runs from base 130 to 1689 and encodes 519 amino acids. The transcript is spliced from 11 exons. Gene Ontology annotation, cellular component: postsynaptic membrane; synapse; neuron projection.